Messenger RNA from Gracilinanus agilis (Agile Gracile Mouse Opossum), 1149 nucleotides. RefSeq names its product V-type proton ATPase subunit C 1. Gene Ontology annotation, molecular function: proton-transporting ATPase activity, rotational mechanism. NCBI's taxonomy places the organism in Eukaryota, Metazoa, Chordata, Mammalia, Didelphimorphia, Didelphidae. Gene Ontology annotation, biological process: proton transmembrane transport. The coding region runs from base 1 to 1149 and encodes 382 amino acids. Gene Ontology annotation, cellular component: vacuolar proton-transporting V-type ATPase, V1 domain; lysosomal membrane. The record is from RefSeq and is a predicted model, not a curated record. The transcript has a single exon.
AUGACAGAAUUUUGGCUUAUAUCAGCUCCUGGGGAGAAAACAUGUCAGCAAACAUGGGAGAAGUUACACUCAGCAACAUCCAGAAUUCAUAAUCUUUCUCAUAAUUCAAAGUUCAACAUUCCUGAAUUAAAGGUUGGCACAUUGGAUGUUUUAGUUGGAUUAUCAGAUGAGUUGGCCAAACUGGAUGCAUUUGUGGAGGGAGUUGUUAAGAAAGUGGCCCAAUAUAUGGCUGAUGUAUUAGAGGAUAGUAGUGAUAAAGUUCAAGAAAAUCUGUUAGCUAAUGGAGUUGACUUGGUUACAUAUAUAACCAGGUUCCAAUGGGAUAUGGCCAAGUAUCCAAUCAAGCAGUCCCUAAAAAAUAUUUCUGAAAUAAUUGGCAAGGGAGUAAAUCAAAUUGACAAUGACUUGAAAGCCGGAGCAUCUGCAUAUAAUAAUCUGAAAGGCAGUCUUCAGAAUUUGGAAAGAAAGAAUGCGGGAAGUUUAUUAACUAGAAGCCUAGCAGAAAUUGUAAAGAAAGAUGACUUUGUCCUUGAUUCAGAAUAUCUCAUCACAUUACUGGUGGUAGUUCCAAAGUUAAACCACAAGGACUGGGUUAAGCAAUAUGAGACAUUGGCUGAGAUGGUAGUCCCAAGGUCUAGCAAAGUUCUUUCAGAGGACCAAGAUAGUUACCUGUGCAAUGUUACCUUGUUUAGAAAAGCAGUGGAUGACUUCAGACAUAAAGCCAGAGAGAACAAAUUCAUUGUUCGUGAUUUUCAGUAUAAUGAAGAGGAGAUGAAAGCUGACAAAGAAGAGUUGACCAGGCUCUCCACUGACAAGAAGAAACAGUUUGGAUCUCUAGUACGAUGGCUGAAAGUGAAUUUCAGUGAAGCUUUCAUUGCAUGGAUUCAUGUGAAAGCAUUAAGAGUUUUUGUUGAGUCUGUCUUAAGAUAUGGAUUGCCAGUGAACUUCCAGGCAAUGUUACUUCAACCCAACAGGAAAAACAUGAAGAAACUGAGAGAAGUAUUGUAUGAUUUGUAUAAACACCUGGACAGUAGUGCAGCAGCUAUUAUUGAUGCUCCUAUGGAUAUUCCAGGCUUAAAUCUCAGUCAACAGGAAUAUUAUCCCUAUGUGUACUACAAGAUUGAUUGCAACCUAUUGGAAUUCAAGUAA